AGAACCACUGCCAAGGAACAUUUUAAAGAAGCUGUUUUAACUGUAGUGUAAACCUGAGGCGUUAGGCACAGCAGCUUUCUAAUUCCCUUCUGAGUUUGUUUGGUGGAAACACCCAAGUCCGAGUUGAAAGUGAGCCUUUGUUCAGCAUGUGCACGUUUGAAAAGGGUUCUGAUUCCUUUUCUCGAUGUCAUUUCAUAUUACAGCUUUUCUCAGACUCUUUCUCUCCCUCCUUCUCCCCUUCUCACCCUCUCUCCCUCCUUCACCCCCCUCUCUCUCUCUUUCACUCUUGUUCUAUAUAUAGGUCCAUGAUGCAUCUACAAGAAAGUAUCUGUCUCCUGACUUGCCUGCCCUUUUAACAGCACUUAGUGCUGCGCAGACCCUCACAGACUGGGAUGCAGAGAGGCGAGCCACAGGAAUUCUUUGUCUAUUUGCCUAUUUAUUUAUUGAGUCAUUGACUGAUUUCUCCCCCUUUUUUGAAACCUUUUGUUUUUAAACUUUUCUCAAGAAGGAUUCUCAACUCCAAUCAGCAGUCAUGCCUCUGUCCGGGACCCCAGCACCUAACAAGAGGAAAAAGUCCACGAAGGCGAUCUCCGAGAUCAUGCAGGAAGUUUUUGAUGAGGGAGAGCUGAACCUGGGGAAGAAGAUCAGCACUCCCAAAGACAUCAUGCUGGAGGAGCUGUCUCUGCUCGGGAACAAGGGCUCUAAGAUGUUCAAACUACGGCAGAAAAGGGUGGAGAGGUUCAUCUGGGAGAACAACCCUGACAUCUUCAAUGAUGGGGCCAUGGACAAUUUCCAAACGUUUGUGCCGAGUCUGGGUGGGACGACACAGUCUGGUCACAGCAUGAUGGAUGUGGGGGGUCACCUGGUCAGCGGUCAGAUGGUGGGCCAGGCGGGCACAGGGAGGCAUCAGCAGCCGCCGAUCCCUCCUCCCAAGCCAGGCAUGGGCGGGGCUGGAGGAGGAGCUGGAGGGACUGGGGGAGGAGCCGGAGGAGGAGCUGGAGGGGCUGUCACCAUGCAGACCAGCCAGGGACAUGGUGAGGGUGAAGGUCAUCAGAGUGCUGGGAAGGAUGGGUCGAAGCAGAGCGUUACCAUGGUGAGGACUUACAUAUCUCCAUGGGAACGAGCAAUGAAAGGGAACGCGGAGCUGACGGCCACCAUGAGAUCCAGCAUGCCAGGGCCUUGCAUCCACAAGAACCUGGUGGAGUACAAGAGCUUCAACAGGACCGCCAUGCCCUUCGGGGGGUACGAGAAAGCUUCCAAGCUGAUGACCUUCCAGCUGCCCGAGUACGACACUGAGCCGGAGGAGCCAGAGCACCCUGCGAUCUACCAGCUUGACAUCAACUCCCGCCCCUGCUUCAACCGCACUCCCAUCGGCUGGGUGGGAAGCGGGGAGCCCUGCCAGCUGCCUGUGGAUCUGGAGACUGUGCCUUUCGAAGGGGAGACCGAUGACCUGUGAACUACACCACACUGACAAAUAAACACAUGAACAUGCUCACACACUGACACACACAAUGACACACAUAAAUACAUAGACACACAAAAACAUUGACACACACUCAAUCCCCGCUGACACACAAUCACACGUGAACACACACGCACGAAAAUGCACACACGCAUGCACCCAAAAUGUCACUGUUUAGCUUGACGCUUCAUUUAUUAGUGCUCAGAUGAAUGCUUGAAUAUUCGCUCUAUUUAAUCAGCUAAAAGAAAUGGUUUGAAAAAGCUACUGUAGUACACCAUGGCAAGAAUGUAGUUAAUGAUAGCAUCUUGUUUACAAGAAUGUCCUUUGCACCCCACCCCCCGAAACAAAUCAAUAUAUAUAUUUCUAUAUUUCUAUAGACUUUAUAUAGGACUUUUUCACCUAGGGGAACCAUGCACACCAGACCUUCUUAGGUGAACCUCUAGUGCAAUAAAUCUAAUUAUGAUUAUGAUAAUAAAAAUGAAUAGCACUGCUAAUGAAAAGGAUAUGAAUGUUAUAAAGAGUUGUGGAAUGGCAGUUUUGUUCUCUUUGAGUGUGUGCCCUGCACUGCCUUGCCGGUCCUAUAGGGGAGGUCGCAGAUUAGACAUUAGAGAUUGUGAGGUGCUGCUGCUUUUAAUGGGUAAGCCUUUUCAUUUAUGAUUUGAUUUAUCUUGCCACUUCCACACUCUAGGGUCACUUCCUCUCCGUGUAGCAGGUAUUUGGGCCCCACGUGUUGAGUCUGUUCCUGUCUUUAUGUUCUGCUUGGAGGUGUGUUGGAGACCCUAAUACCUGUUACGCAGACAUGAAAUGACUCUACAGUGUUAGGGGAAAAGUAAGGCUCUACAUCUAUGAAGGGAAAAUAAAGUCCUGGAAAAGAAGAAAGGUAAACAGCAGAGAAUCAAGGGUGUGCAAGAAUGGCUCCCUGUUACCAGCCCCUCACACAGAACUUCUAUGCUAGUACUCUGUCUAGGUCUCACUCUUACCUGGAGACUAUAGAUAUAUAUAUAUAU
This is a messenger RNA of Polyodon spathula (Mississippi paddlefish), 2469 nucleotides long. RefSeq names its product myozenin-1-like. Bases 533 to 1456 code for a protein of 307 amino acids. The record is from RefSeq and is a predicted model, not a curated record. Gene Ontology annotation, molecular function: telethonin binding; FATZ binding; actin binding. Gene Ontology annotation, cellular component: Z disc; actin cytoskeleton. Lineage: Eukaryota; Metazoa; Chordata; Actinopteri; Acipenseriformes; Polyodontidae. The transcript is spliced from 6 exons.